UUCUACUCUGUUGUUAUGAACACUUAGCAACAGCAUCAACUUUCAUAUUGUUAUUUAAGUAUCUCUCUCAAAGGAAUCGUGAUUUUUAUAUACAUUGUAUGUCUUUGACAAUGUUUAUGCUUUUAAAUUUAAUAUUUUUAUGUAGUAUUUAUUAUAUUUGCGAAGUAGCCUGAUACAAAUACCAACUUUCAGUAUGGAGAUCAAACAUUAAAAUAUAACAGCUGUUUUUUUUACUAUUAUGAGGGCAUCAUAUAUUUCCUUUUUAAUAUAUGAAUUAAUCCAUCGUCAUUUUCUUUCGGAUUAUUAGAAAAAGAAAAUUCCUUUAAUUUCUCAAUGGCAUGAUAAGUAAAAUACAUAUAAAGUGACUUCUACGUAUUUUCACGCUGUUACUAAUGUUACUUCCAUGAAAUACAUAAAUUUUCCUAUUAUUAUAUUUGGAAACUCAUAGUUUUAUAAAAACACGGACUUAAAUAUUUAAAAAAUAUUUGCACAGAAAUCAAUAAUAUUAACAAUGAAAUAAAACUUCAAUCGAUAUUACUAUAUUGCGUUAAGUAUACUUAUUUUAUUUUGAAUCCAAUGAAAAUUUCCAUGGGAAUAUUGCAUACCAACAUUCCCGUGGAAUAUUGGUAUAUAACAAGCAAUAUAUGCAGCAGACUUUUGAGUUAAACACAUAUUCUACUAAAUAUCAUUAAAAUCCACUCAGAAAUACUUUAAAUAAAAGUUUUAUCAUAUUACUACAAAAAAAAAAGUAAAUAAUAAGUUUAAUAAAUCUAUUUCCUAUAAAUUUUUUAGUUGGAUUUCACAAAUUUUCAAUGUCGGUACCUAUGAUAAAUAAAACCAAAAUUUGUGAAAAAAGUCGUGUUUUUUUUUCAUGAAGGAAAUGAAGGUUUUUUGACUUGAUGUUUUUUUAUACCUUCCGUAGCUAAAAUCGUAAGUAGCUCGGUGGCGUAGUGGAUAAGCGCCGCGUCCCGCGAUCGUUGUCGUUAAGCAACUUUCGCAAGGGUCGGUCACGGGAUGGGUGACCAAAAAAUUAUUAUCUCGAGCUACUCCGCGCUUCGGAAGGCACGUUAAGCCGUUGGUCCCGGCCGCAUUUGCAGUCGUUAAUACCCUCCAAUCCGCAUUGGGCCAGCGUGGAGGGUCAUGGCCCAUCCUCCUUAACCAUCCAUAAGGAAGGCCUGAGCCCCUUCAGUGGGGACGUAAAAGGGCUGGUGAUGUAGCUAAAAUGAUAUGGAUUCUUAAAUAUAGUCUCUUGUAAUUGGCUUACAAACUUGAUUAAAAAUAUUCCAGGCUUAUAUCGAAUUAUUUCCGUUUUUCUCAUAUUUGUAUCUGGUUAAAGAUUUACUAAGCAAACUUUAAAUAAUUUUGGUGCGAGUUUUGCAAAAAGAAUUAUUAGAAGAAAUCUUUUAUUUUUUCUUUUAUUUAAAAAGUAUUUUUUUAUGUCGAGAUUUUAUUCAAUAUUACUGUCAACAGAAGCAUAACUGUAUAACUAUCGAGAUAUGCUAUGCGCUUAUAAUGUAAUUUUACCCCAUCCCCUGACGUUUACUUUAGUUUUCAAGCAUUUAUUUAUAAAUUAUCAAAAUACUUGAACAUUUUUUUUCCAUUCACUCAUAGUUUAUGAAUCAAAAUAGGUAUUUUGAUUAUGAUUAAAAACCUUAAUAAAUUGUGUUCUCAAUAAUUGUUAAUACAGUUAAUACAAUAUUGUGACUAUGUAAAGUAAUCACUAAAAGACGUUAAGUAUAAAAUGCACACCAAUUUAAUAUUAACAUAAGCUUCGCAACAGUGUCAUGCAAAGCGCAGUGGUAGGAAGUUUUACUGCCGUGUCGCGAGGUCAUGUUAUUAUUAUAUUUUUUCGCCGUACAUGAAAUUAAUAAUGUGACCUAUUUUUCUAAUAUGGCGUUAUGAUGACGUCAAUGUUGACAUGCUAGUUAAUGUAAUUGUUUAAGUUGCUUUUUAAUUUAGUCUAUUUAGUUACUUGUAAAAUGAAGACAGUUUAGGGCAGAUACAAUUAAAAACAUGGGGAAAAAAAUUUUUUUAGGUGAUGAAUUUGAUAAUGUUUAUAAUAGAGAUGCUGUACGGUUACCACAAUAUGUUAAAACUCAAUCGAUUUUAAACGAAAAUAAUAAUCAAAUUUAUUUCAGAUUUAUGCAUCCAUAUGGUAUUAGUAACAAUUGGACUUAACUAAAUGCAUUAAGGUUAUCAAUGAAAUUUACGUAAUUCUACACAACAUCGACCGAAGUGAACCGGGACCGAAACGAAACAAAGCGGUGAAUAAUGUGUGCGUCUCUUUCAUUCACACAGCUAGCGGAACAAUAACGUAACGAAAUCAGUUCGCCCUGGUUUCGCUACAAGUUCGUACGUGUCGGUAGAAUUCAGCAGCGUUUAAAGUGUCAAUACAUGUUUUUUAUUAUAAAAAUGGAUAAUUAUACAGAAAAAUUGAUAGAAGCAGUGAGAGAAAGGCCGUUUUUAUACGAUUUGAGUAACAGUGACUUUAAAAACAGUUUUAAAAAGGCUGCAGCGUGGACAGAUAUUGCCAAUCUAAUCGGAUUUGAAUCUGGUAAGUUAAUAAAUUUUGGUGGUGUUUAUUUAUAACAAUUAAAUACUAUCAAUAUCUAAACACUAUCAAUAAACUUAACAAUUAGGUAUAAAAUGUUACAUCACCGUAAAACGUAACCAGAUGGAUGUGACAACAGACAACACUGCUCGCGCGCAUGCGGGCGAACCCGGGGUAUGAGGUGAAGAGGCAGGAGGAGCCAGCGCCGGCCUCUUUGCCUCAUGCUCAUGAUCGAAAUACUUUAUUGUUACCACAGAAUAGAAAAAAAGAGAUUGUUAUAGCAGGUGAUGCUGUGAAAGAAAAAUGGAAGAAUUUACGUGACACCUAUAAAAAGCAUAAAAAGUCUACGGACACCACUAGCAAACUAGCAGUUAAAAAGUUGAAAAAUUGGGUUUGGGCAUCACAUAUGCAGUUCCUAGAUGGAUACAUAAAUAUGAAAACGAUUGAAGGCACUCCUCUAAAUUCUACUCUAGAAAUAAAUCUAGAAACAAUUCUGAAUACGCAAUCGAACAUACAAGCGAGCACAAGCAUGUUAACCACAAAUACAUUAUCUGCCAUAGGGUUGAAGGACACAAACAUUAAUCAUAAUACAGAAGUACAGCAACAGAAUAUUGACAGAAACAGACGAAAGAGGAUAAAUAAAGAUCCUUCUGAUAAAAUUAUAGACUAUCUUAGAUCAAAAACAUCUAAAAAAGAUGACACAAAUAAGUUGGAUAGAACUGAUUAUCUAUUUUUAAAUUAUGCCGAUACUUUCAAACGUUUGACCCCGAGGCGGCAAGUUUUACUUAAAUUAGAAUUGGCAAAAUUAUUUACGGAUGCCGAACUUGCAGAUAUGGAUGGUACAGAAAUAUCACCUGCACAUAAAUACGAUGUGUCCACACAAAAUUUUAAUAAUGAAGACGAACUUUUAGAAGAUUCUAAUAAUUGA
This is a messenger RNA of Diatraea saccharalis (sugarcane borer), 3479 nucleotides long. NCBI's taxonomy places the organism in Eukaryota, Metazoa, Arthropoda, Insecta, Lepidoptera, Crambidae. The record is from the annotation of a GenBank genome assembly.